Messenger RNA from Lathyrus sativus (Indian pea), 285 nucleotides. Lineage: Eukaryota; Viridiplantae; Streptophyta; Magnoliopsida; Fabales; Fabaceae. The record is from the annotation of a GenBank genome assembly.
AUGAAGCCUUUAUUUGGAAAUCCUACGGAUCAAAAAGUUGUGGAAGAGAAUGAAGUAAAGUUGGAUAGGAUUCUUGAUGUGUAUGAGAAACGAUUGUCCGAGUCAAAAUACUUGGGAGGUGAGUGCUUCACAUUGGUGGAUCUGCAUCAUUUACCUUCUCUUCAUUACUUGAUGAAGUCACAGAGCCAAAAACUGUUUGAGUCGCGGUUUCAUGUUAGUGCUUGGGUGGUUGAUAUUACUGCAAGACCAGCCUGGUCUAAAGUUCUUGCCAUGCUACCUAAAUAA